Messenger RNA from Mycosarcoma maydis (corn smut), 762 nucleotides. RefSeq lists its product as uncharacterized. Gene Ontology annotation, cellular component: cytoplasm; membrane. NCBI's taxonomy places the organism in Eukaryota, Fungi, Basidiomycota, Ustilaginomycetes, Ustilaginales. The transcript is spliced from 3 exons. The record is from RefSeq and is a predicted model, not a curated record. The coding region runs from base 1 to 762 and encodes 253 amino acids.
AUGUCAUACCGUCAAGCCUUCAGUGCCUUCUACGCGCGCAACUUUGAACGUCGACCCUGGGUCACGCUCGCCGUCACGAACGGAACUCUCGGCGUGAUCGCUGAUGGAGUAGCACAAUCGCUGGAACGUAUCAGCCAGGCGCAAUCGCGACAGCAGCAACUCGAGCAGGAAGGACGAACAGACACGGCCACAUCACAGGUCUCCCAGGCGGAUGUGUCGGGGUGGGACUGGUCAAGAUCCGGUAGAUUCCUGGCGUUUAAUGUAGGCAUGGCGCCGCUAUUAGCCGAAUGGAACAAAUUCUUAGAGUUCAAGUUCCCCCUGAGGAGUUCGGCGCUAGCAACGGGAGCAGCGGCAGCAGCGGCAGCGAGCACAGCAUCGUCGAUGAGUAAGGUGAGCCUAAGAGCUCUUGCCAAUCGACUUGUCAUGGACCAAGUGUUGUUUGCACCGUUUGGUUUGGCGCUCUUCACAGGUGCUAUGGGCUACAUGGAGCGCGGUAGCAUCGAUGGCGUCAAGGACAAAUUCGGCGAAAUGUACAUCCCCGCGCUGCUGGCAAACUGGCAAGUCUGGCCUCUGGUCCAGCUGGUCAACUUCCGAUACAUGCCUUUGAAAUAUCGUGUGCCCUUCGUCUCGACUGUAGGAAUCCUGUGGAAUGUUGGGCUGUCGCUUUUGUCCCAAUCCACACGAUCUAACCAGAAUCACGACGUGCACAAGCUGACGGAGGCUCGAGCGCUGCAAUUCAGCACUCCGUCAGUUCCAAAAUAG